CUUAUAUUUAUCGGAAGAACGUGCGCGCGCUUGUAUUUUCUUUCUGGCUAUAAAGUACAGAAGAUCGAUAUGCCGCCGUCAGAGAACUCAGAGGAGGUACUGGAAAUUAAUAAAUUGUGACGUCAUUAGUUUGUGACGUCAUUAAUGUACGAUACGCGAGGACGCGCGAAUUCGUGACAAAAUGCCGACAUCGCACAAGGCAGUUGCCCCGAAGAGGCAUAAAAUUGUUUUCCUCGGGGACCAGGGGGUGGGGAAAUCCUCACUCGCCUACAGGUUUGUCUAUGACAUUUUCGACGACAAAUAUCAACCAACGAUUGGAAUCGAUUUUAUGACGAGAAAUAUUGUAAUUGGUGAGUAUUGCAUAUUAUUCCCAAGAUUAUUAAGUAUUUUAUACAGUUUUAAAACGCCAAAGAAAUCUUUUCUUUUCAUUCCAGAUGACAUUGAGAUUCGCUUGCAGAUUUGGGAUACCGCAGGCCAGGAGAGGUUUCGGUGUUUGAUUAACAGUUACAUACGGGACUCUAACGUAGCGCUUAUUGUAUUUGAUAUAACCAAUUCUAAAUCUUUUAAAAACCUUAAAGAAUGGAUAUCUAGGAUCAGGCAGGAACGAAGUAGGGAUGGUAUCAUAGUUGUGAUUAUUGGUAACAAGACAGAUGAAGAAGAAAGAAGAAAGGUUAGUUACCAAGAAGCUUGUAACUUUGCUGAACGUCUUGGGUACAUCUACAUUGAAACAAGUGCCAAGACAGGAUAUAACGUCAGACUUCUCUUCACAAAACUCGCGAAAGAUUUGUUCGUUCGGGAGUACAUGAAAGGGAUAAAAGAGAAGGAAGAAAAGAAAGACGAUUCUGUUGCUUUUGAUAGAAACACCGACGACAGAGAUGAAAAGAAGUGUUGCCCAUAAAUGAGGAAUUCUAAAAAGUGGUCAUCUGACCGUUUUGAAUUCUUGUCUUUGUAAUCACUUUGAACUUGACGAUGGUGUCAAUAUGACACUGAAACAACCUUCUUCAAAGUAAAU
This is a messenger RNA of Actinia tenebrosa (Australian red waratah sea anemone), 1012 nucleotides long. RefSeq lists its product as uncharacterized. NCBI's taxonomy places the organism in Eukaryota, Metazoa, Cnidaria, Anthozoa, Actiniaria, Actiniidae. The record is from RefSeq and is a predicted model, not a curated record.